Synchiropus splendidus (mandarinfish) is the source of this 3995-nucleotide messenger RNA. It is a transcript of the gene trim23, whose product is annotated as tripartite motif containing 23. The coding region runs from base 23 to 1771 and encodes 582 amino acids. The transcript is spliced from 11 exons. NCBI's taxonomy places the organism in Eukaryota, Metazoa, Chordata, Actinopteri, Syngnathiformes, Callionymidae. Gene Ontology annotation, molecular function: GTP binding; GTPase activity; zinc ion binding. Gene Ontology annotation, cellular component: plasma membrane; cytoplasm; lysosomal membrane. Gene Ontology annotation, biological process: intracellular protein transport; vesicle-mediated transport. The record is from RefSeq and is a predicted model, not a curated record.
CUCCGCCUCGCUCUGGUCCAAAAUGGCCGCCGCUGCAGCUGCAGGAAUAAACAAGCAGAGCUCCGCAGCAGCGAUGAUGGACCCCUGCGUCAGACACGUCCGAGGCGGAUCCGGCGGUUCUGUCAAGGUGCUGGAGUGUGGCGUGUGUGAGGACGUUUUCUCUCUCCAGGGGGACAAAGUCCCCCGUCUGCUGCUCUGCGGUCACACGGUCUGUCACGACUGCCUCACCCGUCUCCCCCUCCACGGUCGAGCUGUCCGCUGCCCCUUCGACAGACAAGUGACAGAGCUGGGUGACUCGGGAGUGUGGGGUCUAAAGAAAAACUUUGCUCUUCUUGAGCUCUUGGAGCGACUCCAGAAUGGCGCCUCCAACCAGUCGGGAAUGUCGGACGACUCCCUGAACGGCAUGGGAGAGUGUAUCAUCCGCUGCGAUGAGGACGAGAGCCACACCGCCUCCAUGUACUGCACUGUGUGUGCCACCCACCUGUGUGGCGAGUGCUCGCAGUUGACGCACUCCACCCGCACGCUGGCUAAACACCGCCGCGUGCCGCUCGCUGACAAACCGCACGAGAAGACGCUAUGUCCGCAGCACCAAGUGCACGCCAUCGAGUUUGUGUGUCUGGAGGAGCCGUGUCAGUCGGGCCCACUCAUGUGCUGUGUGUGUAAGGAGUAUGGCAAACACCAGGGACACAAGCAUGCCGUCCUGGAGACCGAGGCCAACCAGAUCCGAGCUUCCAUCCUGGACAUGGCUCACUGCAUCCGAACCUUCACGGAGGAGGUUUCAGAAUAUUCCAGGAAGCUGGUGGGAAUCGUGCAGCAGAUAGAAGGCGGCGAGCAGAUCGUGGAGGAUGGCGUCGGCAUGGCGCACACCGAACACGUCCCAGGUACGGCAGAGAGCGCUCGCUCCUGCGUCCGGGCGUACUUCGCCGACCUCCACGAGACACUGUGUCGGCAGGAGGAGAUGGCCCUCAGCGUGGUGGACGCCCACGUGCGCGAGCGGCUGAUCUGGCUCAGGCAGCAGCAGGAGGACAUGACCAUCCUGCUUUCCCAGGUGUCCACCGCCUGUCUGCACUGCGAGAAGACACUGCAGCAGGACGACUGCCGGGUGGUUCUGGCCAAACAGGAGAUCAACUGUCUCUUGGAGACUCUGCACAAGCAGCAGCACCAGUUCACUGAGCUGGCCGACCACAUCCAGCUGGACGCCGGCAUCCCGGUCACCUUCACCAAGGACAACCGGGUCCACAUCGGGCCAAAGAUGGAGAUCCGGGUGGUCACUCUGGGCCUGGACGCAGCUGGCAAAACCACCAUCCUCUUCAAACUGAAACAGGAUGAGUUCAUGCAGCCCAUCCCAACCAUCGGGUUCAACGUGGAGACGGUGGAGUACAAGAACCUGAAGUUCACCAUCUGGGAUGUCGGCGGGAAACACAAACUCAGACCUCUGUGGAAGCACUACUAUCUCAACACGCAAGCCGUGGUGUUCGUCAUUGACAGCUGCCACCGUGACCGACUGAUGGAGGCCCACAGCGAGCUGGCCAAACUGCUGACAGAGAAGGAGCUGAGAGAUGCGCUGCUGCUCAUCUUCGCUAACAAGCAGGACGUGCCCGGCUGCGUGUCAGUGGAGGAGAUGACCGAACUGCUGAGUCUGCACAAACUCUGCUGCGGGCGGAGCUGGCACAUCCAGGGCUGUGACGCCCGGAGCGGGACGGGUCUUCACGAAGGUCUGGAUUGGCUCUCCAGGCAGCUGGUGGCUGCGGGGGUCCUGGACGUGGCCUGAACUCCUGGGCUGGUGCUGUAAGCCCCGCCCCCUCCCUCAUCUUUCUUUCCCUGCGCCAUCGUGGAAUGACCAGCGAAACGAAGAUGUAAAUAAGUCUCAUCCGUUCGCACCUGAAACCCGGCUCCAGUUCUUCAGGCAGCUUCUCGCCAGUCGUGGACUUGAACUAUUUAAUUUAUUUCCUGCAUGACGCCAGGAGGAGACGGUGCCCAACACCACCGUGAGAAUGUUACUUGUGAAACACGGACACACGUGGUGGCCACGAGGUCAAAACAUUCAAAUGAGAAGCAGCUUGUUGGCCACGUAGAGACACUGUAGUUUGAUUGCUCAGAAACACAAGGAGAGCUUGGUGAACUUCAACAAGCCUCGUCGACAGAACAAGGAUUUCAAUGGGAAACCUGUUGGUGAGCUUUUCCUCUUAGUUUAUUAGGAAUUAACCUCUAAAAUAAUCUCCGUAAAUCAAGAAAUAUAGUCUACCAAAUAAAGGCUUUUAUUAUUUAACACUUUCUUUAAAUAAGAAAAAGGGUUUUCUUUUAAGCUAACCGUCCUAGCAUGCUCUCACAUUAUCUAAAAGUGGAUCUAAAACAAAGCUAGAUUAAAAACAUAGAUGUUUAUUUGUGACAAAAUUUGCCUUCAACUUCCAUGUUCAACAUGCAUUCUGUCGUGUUCCCAAAACGCCAUGGAAAAGAGUGACACCAACGGUGACAGAGUUGACAGCACUUUAUCAGAGAACACAUGUAUUUAAGGAAAAGAAAAACUACAUUAGGCUGACUAAAGAAAGGUCAGCUCUUUUAAGGGGCUCAAUCUUGCGUUCAGAACCGACUCACAGAUCUUGAAGAUCUAUAUCUAGGUGUUCCGCUCUUCUUCCAUGUGAUGUUUCUUUUAUUGUCAUACCGCUGGCAUCAUUCAGGGAGAAGAACCCAUCUCCUCACAAGUUAAGGAAGGGCAUGUGCGGUGCCGUGUGGCCGGCACACGCUGGUGAAUGCUUACCCACGAGCAAAGUUGCAGCCGACCCAAGAGGUCCAAAAGGAAAAUGAGCAGGAAGGAACCCUGGUUACAUCUUGAAGAGCAGAUCUGUGAGACACACUGGUUUGUUUGCAAGGAGGACUCAGUUAAGAUCAACUGACAGCUGAUGAGCUGCUGUUGUUUCAGCUGUCUUGAUGUCAAGAGUGAAAGUUGAAGCAGGACGCUAAUCUGCAGCUCAGAUGACGAGCCGUGACUCGGCUGUUUGGGAGCUCUGUGGAACACUCGUGUCCGGGAUAACUCCACCAACCCGGAGUACGAGUCUGGAUUUUCAGCACCAGGGUAUUAGACACUAAGAGGUACAGAAGGAGCAAAUCUCAUUCGCUGCAUCCCUGUGUUUUUUAACAGCAGCUAGCCACUUCCAGAGAAGAUUUUCCAUUUGUUUUUGUGUUUUAAAACGCUCAAAAUUCAGACUGAAAUAUCCAAACUCGAGUUCAAAACGUGAUCUUUUAGGCGAGGUCACGUUUAUAAACAGUUAUGCCUGAUGUGAAAGCUCUUAAAAUGAAAAAGUCAAAGUAUCAGUUUCUGUUAAACUGAUUUUCUGACAUUAAAUGUCAGUAUUUUUACUUAAGAGGAUCAUAAAUACAAGAAUUCCUACAUUAAUAGUCUGAGAUUAUUGUUGUUUCUGAGGUCAGGAUUUAUAAACUGUAAAAUGUAGUUUCCAGUCUGAAUUAAGGAGAUAAAUCAUGAAGUCUGAGUUGGACAUAUCAAGAAAGCUCUGACUUAAACUCUAAAUCCUGUGUUUGUAUUGGAUCAACCUGUUUUCAUGGAGGCAAGUCAGACUUGUGUAACUUAAUAGUCUGGAAGACCUGACUUGUAAUCCAGUCUGCAUUCCAACAGAUGCAAGUUGCUAUGUCCGGUGAACCACCAGGGGUCAGUGUUCAGCUAUUAGCGCGGUGAGAACGGUUCAUGCAGACUUGUACUUCCAACGCGUUGCGUUUGAAACAGUCUUACACGGGUGUUUUUGCUUAUCUGUUACUGGAAGUCUGUUGCCUGGACUGGAGUGAUGUUCAUUCCUGCGCCUGGACUGGUUUGCCUCCGACCCGCUUCCCCGUCAUUCUUCGAACACUUGUGAUCUGAUCAUGUGCGAAGACUGCGCCGACAUCAUCUCAGCUUCCUGUAGCUCUAAAGCACAACGCGCCUGUGACAGUCGCCUUUGUCAACAUUUCCUGAUGUGAUGCUGUACAAUAAACCGUUGUUUGUC